Pomacea canaliculata is the source of this 11058-nucleotide messenger RNA. RefSeq names its product protocadherin gamma-A5-like. The transcript is spliced from 7 exons. Gene Ontology annotation, molecular function: calcium ion binding. Gene Ontology annotation, biological process: homophilic cell-cell adhesion. The record is from RefSeq and is a predicted model, not a curated record. Gene Ontology annotation, cellular component: plasma membrane. NCBI's taxonomy places the organism in Eukaryota, Metazoa, Mollusca, Gastropoda, Architaenioglossa, Ampullariidae. The coding region runs from base 2278 to 5745 and encodes 1155 amino acids.
GGAGGUAGGGAGAAGGAGGGAGAGAGGGAGAGAGAGGGGAAAAGAAAGAUGUGGCAGCACGAUACAACUGUUCUCCACACUUCAUGUCUGUCGUGCAGAAGACUGCCUACUGAGAAAAAGAAAGUUGAGCCGCAGAAGAAAGUAAUCGCCAGUUCUUAUCUGUAGCGCUCGCAUGACAGACAGACGCGAAAGAGCAAAGCAGCUAAUCACAGGAGCGGAACGCGGCGCUCGGCCGCUGUGUCCCGCGUUCAUUGGUGGGGUGCGACUGGGGGGAGGGGCUUAAGCGUGGCGUGCACCUGUCAGCGCUCCCUGUCGGCUGUUAUUGUAACCCGCCGCCACUGAUCUUUGCUUGUAUCUCGCGCCGUGUCACCCCGUUGAGCGAUGCCGUAGGAAGAAGAAGAAAGAAAGAAAAAAAGAGUUGAGAGAAACUGUUGCGAAGGCGAGGACCUGACAGAACUCUUCACAUUCAGUGCCAGCCCUGGUCCACAGACAACCAGCGGCCCGUCAGGGGGAGCCCUGUUGAAUGACAGAACUGCAGAGCAGACGGCACCUUUGAAGUACGGCGAGUACUCACGUGACGCAGCACAACCUCCACGCGGUCAUCAUCAUCACACAGAGGCGAGGAAGACAUUUCAGUUCGUGAAUUGUGUGACAGUCGAAUUGUUCCUGAGCACAGUUUAUUUUCUGGACUUUUCGGGACCAGCAAGCCGAGCGAGAAACAAAAGAGAAGAAAGUAAUGGCUGAAAUAAUCUGAUGGAUAAAAACUUUCGUGUGUAUUCCUAUUGUUGUUGGAUUAAUGCAAAAAGAUUUGGAAGAGUUCGUGGGCGCGCUGCUGAGCGUGCUGCACGUGCUGAAGUCGGCAAGGACUAGAGAAGUGGUGGUGUGUGGACUCAGUCGCUCGCACGCGGUGACGUAGGUUUGGUCAGCUUGUACCGGAGGCUGACGCCAGGGAACAUCCCGUGAACACUCAGGAGAGACAGAAGAAAUAGCAACAGCAGUUGCAACAGUAGCAACAACAACACAACAGAUGAUAAUGUGCUCUGCAUGACUGGGAAAAGUCUCACUUGGAUAGUCAGAGAGACAGACCGCGGAAGAGGUUGAUGCUCACUGUACUCACACUUUCGUCCACACCCACCCAAACCUGCAAACCACUAACGGAAUCGCCCUCGUCGGUUAUUAGAGUUCUCCAUUCCAACCAUCCAUCCAUCUCUUUCAACCCUUCCACUCCACAAGACACCCAGGGUAUUAUCAUCCCUCUGCUGAAACUUCGGACUGGAGUCGAAGGGUUGGAGAUCGAGGACCGCCAUCGGCCGUCAACGUGCGUUGCUUAUUGUCGGACCGGUUGAACCUCGUCUGGACGUGCGCAGUUCGACCAGCAGCAACCUGAAGCAGUCGUUGUUUCUCCUGUUUGAUCACUGGUGCUGCCGCUGAUGAAGCAAACCUCGAGGAUUUUGAACUUGUCACGGCUUCCCUUUUGCUCAUCGUGAGUGUCUCAAUGAACCGUAAUCCUUUCCCACUUCCCGCCUCGCUGGGACACUUAAAGGGGACAAUCCUCCGCGUGUGUGACAGCAGUAAUAACCCAUCCACCUAAGUCUACAAGCCUGCUGAGAGCAAAAACCCACAAAAGAACCCGGCUUGGUUCCUUCGAGAGCUGGAUCCAUUGUUUUUAAAGUUUGUCUAGCAUUUGAAAGGAUUUUUUUUUUUUUUAAAAGGGGAGCUACUGCAGGUUUCUUAUUUACAGGAGCUGCGUUCAUUGGAACUAGACAUCGUUCCUGUCAACUGUGAGAAGCCAGUCUCUGAGAAUCCUGUCCUUUCGAUCGGUUUCUCUGACGAAAGAAGACACAAGCUCAGCAUCAGCGGCAGACAACUGGACGCAUGCGCGAGGGCGCGCGCGCUCUCUCUUUCUCCUGGAGGAGUUGUUCGCUCUUCGCUUCGAUAGAUCGAUCUGUGAUUCUGUUUGCCGCUUCACCGUGAGUGUUUGGGCAAGAUGGGACAGUCCCAGGUUUCACCACUGAUAACUUAGUGCCAGCUGGCGUUGCCUCCUCCAACCUAUCGGGUGAAGCGCCCUGAAGUAUUUGUGGUUUCCCUCCCAGGAGGCGGAUGCAGGUAGAGGGCUGCUCACCCACGAGAUCACGCGGCGAUUGCUGUUGAGAGACCUGGCGGCUGUUUGCUGACGGACGACAAGAGAGAGUUGUCAGCCUUGAUGACGUCAUCCUGAGGCACUUGGCGCCAUCGCAGGAGGCUCGGCAGUUGUUUUAAAGACGCUGAUUGGACGCGAUGGCUUCCACGGCAGCACGUCUUCUUCUGGUUCUUGUCGUCAUGGCGGCGAGCGUCCUGUCGCUUCAGGGGCAGGAGAUCCGCUUUAAGGUCAAGGAGGAACAGCCGGCUGGCACCUUGGUGGGGUCGCUGGCCGACAACGACUGGUUGCAGGCAGCCGUCUCCGACGAUGGUCGACCCUCCCUUCGCUACACCUUCCUCUCCACGGGCCUCUCACACGCAGAUUUCUUCACCAUCAACGUCACUUCCGGUGACAUCCGCACGGCUCGCCCCCUGGAUCGCGAGGCGCUGUGCGGCCUGUACUCUCCCGCCUGCCACAUGACCCUGGAGGUGGCCGCGCAGUCGGCGCUGACGCAGUUCUUCCGCAUGGCCACGGUGGUGGUGGAGGUAGAGGAUGUCAACGACCACGCGCCGCAGUUCCCGGCGGAGCGCGUGCGGCUGGACGUGCUGGAGGACGUGCUGAUGAACUCAUCGCUGGCGCUGGCGGCGGCCGAGGACCAGGACAUGGGCGUGUACGGCGUGCAAGCUUACUCUCUCGUCGGCGACUCCGCCGGCACCGUCUUCGUCCUCAAUGUGGCUGAGGCCCCAGACGGCAGACAGAAGGUGAGUCUGCUGGUCAAAGGCCCUCUGGAUCGGGAGAAGGUUUCCUACUACUACCUGACGGUGGUGGCGCGCGACGGGGGGAGGCCCCCUCGCAGUGGGACGAUGACGGUGGAGAUCAACGUGCUGGACGUCAACGACAACCCUCCGGUCUUCCACCCCUCCCGCUUCAACAUUUCCGUGGAUGAGAACACGCCCGUCAACUCCGUCGUACUCACGUUUAACACCACUGACGCAGAUCGAACCGCCAACGGACAGAAGAUGUUUCGCUUCAGUCCCUUAAUGCAGCCGGAAGUGACGCGGUACUUUCACCUCAACGCCAGCAGCGGGCAGCUGCGAGUCAUCGCGCCCUUGUCGGAGAUCCAGGGGAGGUCAUUCCAGAUGACGGUGGAGUGUUCGGACGGAGGGCACCCGGCCCUGGUGGGCGAGGCCGUGGUGGAGGUCCAUGUCGCAGACAGCGGCAACACGCGGCCGAGGGCCAUCCUGACGUUGCUGUUUGAAGGUUUUGUAUCGGAGUACGCGCAGCCUGGCACUGUGGUGGCGCACGUGCGGGUGGUGGACCCGGACCAGGGACUGCAGGGGCUGGUGCGCUGCUCCGUCAUCAGCGAGGCCAUGGAGCUGCAGGCCCUGGACGUGGACCAGUACAAAGUCAUCGUCAUUCAGGCACUGGACCGCGAGAAGCAAGCCACGCACAACGUGACAGUCACGUGCCGGGACGCGGGCUCCCCACCUCUCAGCACCAGUCUACAGUUUACCGUCCAUGUCGUCGACGUCAACGACAAUCCCCCGCGCUUCGACAGCGACGUCUACUACGCCAGCAUAGUGGAAAACAACGAAAUCGGUCUACAGAUCACGAGAGUGGCAGCCCACGACCCCGAUGUCGGUGACAAUGCCAAGAUCGACUACUCUGUGGCUUCCAGCAACGGCGACGCCGGCGUUAUCAUCGACAACAACGGCUACAUCAUUGCCACGCGCUCCUUUGAUCACGAACGCGACCACCAGGUGACCUUCGAGGUCCUCGCCACGGACAACGGCAACCCCAAGCGGCGCGCAACCGCCACGGUCAUCCUGACGGUGCAGGACGUGAAUGACGUGACCCCCAAGUUCCAGCAGAAAGGUUACGAGAUUAGGGUGAUGGAGAACAGCGUCGUGGGCAUGGCUGUCGGGAAGGUGACGGCUGACGACACGGACAGUGGGGACAACGGAAGGGUGACGUACGCGCUGGCCUGGGAGAACCCUCAGGAAUCAGCCUUCUACAGUCCGCUUGACAACACCAUCCCCAUCGCCGUCUCCUCCGACGGUACAUUGACACUUGAGCGGAAGCUGGACCACGAGCAGACGGCCCAGUACCGUCUUCUGGUCUUGGCUACGGAUAACGGAAAGCCCGCCAGAACCGGUUCUGCCAGGGUCACCCUCAUCGUCGACGACGUGAACGAUAACGCCCCGCAAAUCAUCGUCCCGGAUCCCACCAACAUCUCGGCGCUGGCGCUAGCCACCGACACCAAGCCGGGCUCGACACUGCUGGUGGUAGUGGCACGCGACAUAGACCACCCGGGGGUAUCCCAGCUGCACUUUCACUUGGCAAAGGCCACACCCUUCGUGCGCAUCAACGGUGAGAACGGGGUAUUGACCUUGUCUAGGGCCUUGAACUUCAAAGACGUGGGUCAGCACCGGGUGACUGUGGUAGUGACAGACUCCGGGAUGCCACCGCGGGCCAGCAACGCGUCCUUUGACCUCAUGGUUUUCGCCGCCAAUGCCUCGGACGGACCUCCGCAGCGUGAGCGUAUGGAGCAUCUGCUCAUCGUCAUCAUCCUCGGCUGCGUCACCGGCGUCAUCACUGUAGCCGUCAUCGUCACCAUUGUAGUUAUCCGCCGCGCCGACCAGCAGCGCCGGAAGUACUCUGAGCGACAUGACGUCAAGCCUGUCAGCGAGAAAGCUGCUGUGGAGCUGGACAGCGCCCUGGUCGUCAUCAACACCUCGCCGGACACCACCAUGACCAAAGGGCACGACGGCAAUCAGGGGUCGGGCAAGGAAGCAGGCUUUGAAGACGACAGCUUGCCCGACAAGUCUGUGAGUACAUACUAUUUCACUUCCGGCUCCGUGUCGCAGGAGUCCCAGCAGCAAGAUGGCGGCCAGCGGGAGGAGGGCCCGUGGAACAAGGCCUUGCGACUGCACCAUGACCUGCUCAAGCUUCACGGUCUGGACGCUGGGUUUUUGCUGCAACCCGAUGAUGGAACAAGCGACACCAGCGGAGAGUCGACAGCCUGUGACAGUGGUCGUGGUGGUAGUGAGGAGGACUCGCACAGCAACGGUCGGGCUUCCCCACCUCCUCCUUCUGACCUCCGCGUUCCUCCUGGCUCCAAAGUUCCCCGCCACUCGACCUUUCACCCCGCUGGGGUGAGUCGCACACUGCGCAGCAACCCGCCGUUGUCCCGCCACAACAUCUACAGCAACCAGCCCUCAGCCCUCGCCUCCUCCGGUCACUCCUCGUGGACCGACAACGGGAACCCCGUCAAGAAGGUCUCCUUCCACGACGACGUCACCCGCGGUCAGGCCAGCUCGCCCUUCCGAGGUCACGUGGACCGCUGGCAGUCCCCGGUCCUCAUCGGGGGCGUGACAGUGGACAGCGUACCUCCACCUCCACCCUCCCAGUUCCACCCUUUGUCCGGCGGCCAUCACAUCUACGGCAACCAGAAAGGCCGGCACUACGGCAACCUCAGCCCCCGCUCCGACCUCGAUACCAGCGUGGACACCGCCGACGACAGCGCCAGCACCACUACUUCCGGAAGCUACUGCGUGGAACUGGAGCCCCUCCCCCCUAAAGUGCGCAUGCCCAGAGCCGGCAACGACCACCAGGCCGUCGUUUGAUGACCCAAGACACCUCAGCCCAUCUCCGGACAAGAACCGCAGUCUUUGCAGUUCGCUAUGAUGGCCAAGAAUCAUCAUCACAAAUCCCAGGGUUAGCGAUAGGUCAUCUCUCGAUGACAGCUUGAUUUCCUUUCAGAUGAGAUGAGGGGCCGGUCUAGCGCCGAUUGUGGAGGUCAUAUGUCAUCUGUAAACGUUUGGACUAACGGGGAGGGAGUUGAAAGAAACCUUACUUAAAUUCCGAGAAGAGUCGACAGUCAAUGGUGUUCAAACGCUUUGUCUAAAAAAAAAAAAGGAACAAAAAUUAAAGAAAAUAAAUAAACAGAAAAAAUUGUUGACAAAACUACAUAUGACUCCACAAUAAACAAAUUUAUUUGAUUCCACAUGUCAGGAGAGCAACUUUGGGAAACCUAGCAUACUACAAUCACAUUCUUACACUCAAACGUCUCUUCGUAAAGACUUGAAACCAUCGCCAUUUGAAUGUUCGUGACCUGUCGUCGCUGUGGUCGUUGUCUGGAGUCUGUGAUGUGACGUCAGCAGUCUUUUCAGAUGGAGUUUUAACCACGUGACGAGAUGAAAGACCUGCGCCAGCAAUACGCCGGCGCUUCUCAAACACCACAACACUGAAGAUCAGCUGCGGAGCCGGCCCAUCAAAUAAUAAUUAUAGAAGUGAGAGAAAGGCGCCAUCUUACAGGAUCCGUCGCAACCUGAAUGAAGUCAUUUCCUCUUCUUUUUUUUUUUCUCUCUCUCUCCUUUACCAGUUGCUUGUGUAGAAGAUGUCUGGCGUCCUGCAAUGUAGCUAACGUCCACAGAUUGGAUUGGAGCAGCAGGACACUGUGUGGGGUUGAUCAGAAUGCAGCCUGUGGCCAAUUAGGAUGCUGGCGACUGCAAAAUAAAUUUUUCUUUUUCUGGGUGUUUUCCGAGUGCCAGGCGACCACACCUCCGGCGUGUUCUCUCGGGUGUGACGGUACCCGACUGGACUGGACUCCGCCAUUGGCCCUCGGCACACAAACAGAGCAUUUGGGAGGCAGAGGGUUAAAGUUCAACUCAUGUAAUGUUGCCACCUGUCAGGAAGUCCCACCUGUGCAGAAUUGCCUUAGUGGGAGAAGGUUUUCAGUUUGUUCUUGCCCAUAGGGGCAGUGAAACCUGUAUUAGUUUAUCCUCCUUCACACUUCUCUCAAAGGUCGCAUUAGAGUCUGACUACAUUUUUGUGGUGAGCCUCUCUUUUGGGUCGAUGAACUGUAUUCUGAAACAUUUAGAGAGAACAAAAUAAAGAAAACAUAAAUAAAACAAGGCUAGAAAAUUAAAGAAAAAGAAAUCGAAAGAAAAAAAAUGCUUUCAAUAAAAUUAAAAAUAUGCAGAUUGGUAAAAAAGACUGCAUUUACAGACAUAAAAGUACGAAAAAGUCAAUGAAGAGAAAGCCUAAUGUCUCCGCUAAAUUACGAGGAAGGAAGGAAGGAUAGAAAUGAAGCGGUGGGAAUGGUUGAGAUAAUCACGUGGUGUGUGCUGGCGGUGGCAAUGGAGGCUGGGUGAGAUUAUCAAGUGGUUUGUGUUAGGCUUCGGUUGUACCGCGCCAGCCAGACUAAACAACAGGUCCAGAGAUGUAAUGGCGAACUGAGCAAACACAGAAGCUUUACUAAAAUAAUACCGGACUCUGGCAGCGGUACGAGAAAUGAGAGAAAGAAAAAGCAGCUUGGGUAUGAUGAUGCUGGGACAAAACAAGAGACACUGGUCAAGCCUCGAUGCACGUUAUUUUUUUGUUUGUUUACACACUGUGUGCACAAACUUUGAAACACAAUUUGUUUUUCUGUUUUUUUUUGGGGAUGUUAUAUUCAUUGCAUUUAUACUGACAAAAUUACAACGAUUAUUUUUCUGAUAUUAACUGUCUGCAGAUCGUGAUAUAAUUGGACUUAUAUACCAAAAUGCUGUACUUUUGUGAACGAAUCUUGAUUUCAUGGCUGACUCUACUCUUUUGGAGCUGCACUGGGAAAAAAUUCAAACGAAUCUUGCAAAAUUUUCUGUUUUUGUUUGUGACAUGGUCUACUGACACUGUGAUUCUAGAUGUUUUGACUUCUGAACGUGCCACGUGACUUUUGAUGCUCGUGCUUGUGUUUGAAGUGCAGUGGCGUUUGUGACAUUUUGCGAUGUUUGUGACACUGGCAGUGUGACACUGAAUGUUGCCUUGAAUUCGGCACACUUAACGAUGAUUAACUGUUUGAUUUUAAAGUUUGCUUGCCAGGCAAGCUCAUUCGUCAACACUGGAAGGACAGAAGAAAGUGGUUGGGAUACUGAAAAACGGAAGAGGACACAACAAAAAAUUCUCUUUCUUCAAGCAAGAACGAAUAAAACCCGAAAGCAAACAAGAACAUUAAGAACCAUACGAGACAGUUGUCUCACCUGCAGACUUGAUCUCUGUGUUCACGUGCACGAAAACAAUAUUCUGACUCACAACAUGUGACACUGGUGUAAUUUUGCUUGUGGUCUUUCUUCCCUUUGAUUGAACUUUGCUCAUUCUGUUGGUAGCCACGCAGGGAGCACCGUAGCACUCUUUAUCAACUGCUACCACUUUCUCGCUGAUUUAUUCCUUGUUUGUGUGUCCUUCCUUUGCAAGGAAGUUCUCAAUAACAUGGUCAGACAUCACUUGCUUACGUGGGUCAGACUGGAGUCCAUGUCACCCUGGGUGCUGCGUGACAAUAAAUCUUAGCAAGAGCUCAGUGUGGGAUUAAAGACGGGAAUAGUCGAUGGUUGGGUGAGUGGGAUGAACACUAGCUUUUAUGGCUGCUUUGCUCUUUAGCUGUCUGGAAAUAUUCCUUAUAUCUUGGAUUUCAAUGCAUUUACCAUUCGGUGAGGGGGAGGUAGUCAGAAAGGAAAAAAAACCCCCAAUAAGUGAAGUCCUGAUGCAAUUUCGCAACAUAUAUAGCUUCUUGGUCACGUGACAGGAGGAUCCGGAUGUUCAACAUCAGCAGUCAUGUAGCCAUGCUAAACCAGCCAGUGGGGAGGUUUGUUGGUUUGAUUUGAGCUUCUGCAGCAGAGAUCGUUACCAUGACCACCAUCCUCAGUGGUGGUGGUAGGAGUAGUAUAUCAUUUCAGGUGACCUCCACCUCCUCAUGCCAGGUGAGCAUCGCCUCAAGUAAUUUGGGAGGCACAUUCCACCGAAAAUAGUAUCUUUGUAGAUCUCCACCGGCAGUAGAGAAAAUCGCAUUAGCGACUGUAUUAAUAUCUAACCAGGUGGAGUACAGGUGUGUGUGUGCGCGUGCAUGUUUCUUGUCAGUGUGUCGUGGACUUGUUUCGUGUCUACGCGUGCUUCUGUGAAUGAGUGUGUUCAAGUCUCUAUGCUAGUCAGUAGGAACAGGUGAGCGAAGAGGUGUUCACCCUAAAGUUACCAAUUGAGUACCCAGCCUCGUGGACUUGACCAUGUCCAUUAUUUCAGUGAAUUCACUUGGAAAUCUCUCCAAGAAGAAGAGUUUUAGUCCCGAGAGAGCUAAGACUGCAAAUGUCUACUGUUUACUUUUCACAUGCAUAAACAAGAGUUGUAACUCCCAGAGGGUUACAUUUGUACAUGUGCACCGGUCACUUUUACCUGCAUUUGAUCUGUUGUCGCGGAAACGAGCGAUGGCAUGAUGACCACGGCGAUGAUAGUGGUGUUAGAGGUUGUGUGUGUGUAUGUGCGUCUGCUUGCGUGCAUUCCUGUGGACAUUGCCGAUGCUAGCAUAAACAUUCUCUUUAUCCAGGUUGUCCAUAGCAAACUUUAGAUUACAAGUAUUUUCAUUGUUCCUUCCCUCUCUAAUCCCCUUUCAUCGCUUUGAAUUUUAUUUGUUAAAUAUUAUCUUAAAUGUCAUAGUUAAUAUUUCUGCAGAAUUGUUUUCUCCGAGAAACACCGGUAAAACCAUUUUAAGCCGUACACCCGUGUACCGCUCCCUCUAUUGCUGUGCAUCAUCAUCAUCAUCAUCAUCACCAUCAUCAUCACCACCAUCAUCAUCCUCAUCAUUAUCAUCGUCCAUCCAUCAUCAUCAUCAUCAUUCUCAUCAUCAUCUCUCCCGCACUCCAGUAGGGAGGCACCCUUGCCCGCCAUGUUGAUGCUGCCUUGUCAAACCGAUCUAACAUGGCCUUUUUUAAUUGUGUAAACAUCACUUUCUCCUUCCGAGUUUUUUAAAAAUCAAUUGCAGUUAAGAAUUUCGUCUUUUACAAAAUUGCUUGUAAAAAAAGGGAAAAUGUAAAGCAUUUUAAAGAUUUACAUGAAAACACGUUGAAAGGAUUUUCGAACGAAACGAAAAAAAAAAAUAAAUUUUUUUUUCAUUCUGCACAUGCGCAGUCCUGCCGGACUGACGUCACGUGCUAUCUCUACCUUUCCCAUUACGUGGGAAGUGUGUUUGUUCCUGUGCAGAAGGAAAACGAACAAGCGUUUACUCGGAUGACGGUGGGGUAGGGGGAGAGGGAGAGGGAGGUUGCUGGGGUCCUAAACACUGUAAUUAUCCCCCAUUAGAACAGCCCAGCGGGAUCUCUGAAGUGUGCAAUUAUCCUAGACUCGAUUGUAAGCCAGUCUUUGUCUGUGUUAUCACUUUGUAAACCUGUGUUUACAUGCCGUUCCUGUGUGCAUGUAAACAAAACUGUAAACGCAUACUGCAGUUUCUGCGCAACAUGGCUUUAAGCGCUUGAAACACAUUUUUACUUCUUCAGCCAGAAUUUUUUUCUUGAUUACGAAGGAGGCAGGUGACUGUGUGAAUUUGAUUUUUUUAAACUUAUUUUUGUUUUUUUGUUGAUAUACUCAUUGUUUGUAGUCAUUGUUUUGCAGGUGUCAAUUUUAACUUUGUCGUCAAGAUGUAAACAUCCGUGAAUUAUUGAAAGUGUUCUGCUUACAAUUUUAGUACAUCGAAUCUUAUUUGUUCUUUCGCUGGCAGGAUUACAGCUUAUCAUUUUUACUUGGAGACUCUUUGAGUCCAUUAUUUUUACAACAUCGAAUUUGUGUUGCCCAACACAGUCUUUUAGAAAAGGCAUUAAAUUUAACUUUUAUUAUUACAAGGUCUAAGAAUUUAUGAGUUAAUGAUUGUUUGACCUUUUAUUUUUUUUUUCUCUUUGCUAAUUUUACUUGUUUUGAGAUAUAUCUCGCUGAGUGCGGCUAUACCAAAAGUAGGCGAGCAUAUUUAGAGUACAUCGAGAAGUUGUUACUUUUGUCUUUGUUUGACGGUUGCUCGUACACCGUUCUUUAUGACGUGUCAACCUACAGAAAUAUUCAGAGCUGAUACAGUACAUCGCCUCUAGCCUCUCGCCCUUGACAUUGUAACUUUUGUGGCAUAACAAUAAACUGAUGUUCACUGA